GCACCGCGGCAACCGACGACGGGCCGCACGUGCCGGGGAGGCGGUGGUGACGCACUGGGGCGGCCGGCCGACCUGAGCAAGGAGGCAAAGAUAUUUUUUCUUCUCCUCUUCCUCACCGGCAAGCCGGCAACCCCUGCCCCUGCGCGCAAGUAAAACGAAUUUUUACUGACGGGGUUGGCGCCGUCACCGGGGAGUAUAAAACCGGAGGCCCCGGCGAGGCCACCGGUCCCGAGGGGAGGAGGCUGUACCGCACUUAAAUGCGAGCGUAACCAACUACCGUCCCCCCGUACCGGCGAGGAACAACAGACACAGAGGAGGAAGGAGGAGGAGGCGAAGCGGAAAUGGGGCUCCGCCACCGCGCCUCCUCGCUCCUGCUGCUAUCCCUGGCUCUCGGACUCGCCGUCGCGCUCGUCUCAGUGUCGGCGCAGCAGAAGUUCGGGAUCAACUACGGGCAGAUCGCCAACGACCUGCCGGACCCGACGCGGGUGGCGGGGCUCCUCCAGUCGAUGAACGUGAACAAGGUGAAGCUCUACGACGCGGACCCCAGGGUGCUGACGGCCUUCGCCAACACCGGCGUCGAGUUCAUCAUCGCCGUGGGCAACGAGAACCUGCAGACCAUGGCCGCCAGCCCCGCCGCGGCGCGCCAGUGGGUGGCCACGCACGUGCAGCCCUACAUCCCGGCCACGCGCAUCACCUGCGUCACCGUCGGCAACGAGGUCUUCUCCAGCAACGACACCGUCAUGAUGUCCAGCCUCCUCCCCGCCAUGAAGGCCGUCUACGCCGCGCUCGGCGGCCUGGGCCUCGGCAGCCAGGUCACCGUGUCGUCGGCGCACUCCGUGAACGUGCUCGCCACCAGCUUCCCGCCGUCGUCGGGCGCGUUCCGGGAGGACCUCGCCGAGUACAUCCAGCCGAUCCUGGACUUCCACGGCCAGACGGGCUCGCCGUUCCUCAUCAACGCGUACCCGUUCUUCGCCUACAAGGCCAACCCCGGCAGCGUGUCGCUGCCGUACGUGCUGUUCGAGCCCAACCCGGGCGUGCGCGACCCCAACACCAACCUCAGCUACGACAACAUGCUCUACGCCCAGAUCGACGCCGUGUACGCGGCGAUGAAGGCCAUGGGGCACACGGACGUGGGCGUGAGGAUCUCGGAGACCGGGUGGCCGUCCAAGGGCGACGAGGACGAGACCGGCGCCACCGUGCAGAACGCCGCGGCGUACAACGGGAACCUGAUGCAGAGGAUCGCCAUGAGCCAGGGGACGCCGCUCAAGCCCAACGUGCCCAUCGACGUCUACGUGUUCGCGCUAUUCAACGAGGACAUGAAGCCGGGGCCGACGUCCGAACGGAACUACGGGCUGUUCUACCCCAACGGCUCGCCGGUGUACGCGAUCACCGCCGGCUCCGGCUCCGGCUCCGGCUCCGACGGCGGGUCGGGUCCGGGCGGGCCGCUGAACCCGUACUACACGUCCAUGUUCUCCUCCUCGUCCAAGUUGGCGAUAACGUUUCCGACGGGGGUGGUUGUCCUGCUCGCCGCAUUAUUCCUCUGAGCUUCCUCCACACGUACCACCCAGAGGGAAAGGCUCGCAGAUCAUUGGCGGCUUCCCUUCCGACUGACGCAAUCCGGCCUGCCUGAGUUGUCAUCGCCACCCAUCGCAGCCGGCGGCAGGUGCGUUGAGGGUGGACACUAGCCCGCACUGACCGUGGAGGAAGGGUGCUAGAUAGAUGAGUCAGAUGUAGUAGCUAGCUUCAGCUUGCCCAUGUACUUGUUAUUGCUAAUGAUCAGCCGGUCGAGUCACUUUGAAGCAUGGAAGGACAAGAUGGACUGCGGAAAGAAGUGGCUGUACCUGUACGUAUCUGGUGGUUUUGCAGCGGCAAGCACAUGAAUUGUUACAUCCGUUCACUUCUAUUGUUCUUUGUCGAGGUUAUUGUGUUUAUUCAAUUCUAUUAUUGUCGUGAGGUUACGCAUUUAUUCACCACGGAAUUGAUAGAUGAUUUCACACUGAUUCUUAUAGUUACAUAUGGACUGUGGAGAGCAUAUACAGUUUGCCUUGGUCAAUAUCACAGGCUCAUUUUGGGCCCAAA
Messenger RNA from Panicum hallii, 2079 nucleotides. RefSeq names its product glucan endo-1,3-beta-glucosidase 14-like. The coding region runs from base 342 to 1544 and encodes 400 amino acids. Gene Ontology annotation, biological process: carbohydrate metabolic process. NCBI's taxonomy places the organism in Eukaryota, Viridiplantae, Streptophyta, Magnoliopsida, Poales, Poaceae. The record is from RefSeq and is a predicted model, not a curated record. The transcript is spliced from 4 exons. Gene Ontology annotation, molecular function: hydrolase activity, hydrolyzing O-glycosyl compounds. Gene Ontology annotation, cellular component: plasma membrane.